Zophobas morio is the source of this 1660-nucleotide messenger RNA. RefSeq names its product cytochrome P450 9e2-like. The coding region runs from base 65 to 1657 and encodes 530 amino acids. The record is from RefSeq and is a predicted model, not a curated record. Lineage: Eukaryota; Metazoa; Arthropoda; Insecta; Coleoptera; Tenebrionidae. Gene Ontology annotation, molecular function: oxidoreductase activity, acting on paired donors, with incorporation or reduction of molecular oxygen; heme binding; iron ion binding. The transcript is spliced from 4 exons.
ACGACACUGCAAACUAAUAUUCAGAACUGCAGCAGUAAACAGUGACUGUGAAAUCGUCGACAGUAUGUUAUUUAUAUUUUUGACUAUAGCUGCCGUAAUUGUGGUGUUAAUCUAUAUUCGCAUUUCAUCACGAGAGUUCGAUCACUGGAAAAAGCAAGGUGUUAAACAUGAGAAACCACUGCCACUUAUUGGGAAUAUGUUACCAGCAAUCAUAUGUUCAAAAUCCCUGACUGAGAUAAUAAAAUACUUUUACGAUGCCUUCCCAACAGAACGGUACGUAGGAGUUUACGAAUUCGCAAAACCAGUCCUUUUAAUUAGAGAUCCUGAACUUAUUAAAAGUUUAACAAUAAAAAAUUUUGAACAUUUUGUGGAUCACUCCGGUUUUGUGGCAAGUGGAAUUGACCCUAUAUGGGAGAAAGGUCUCUUUGCAAGUCAAGGUGAAAGAUGGCGAGAUCUUCGGCAAACCUUGAGCCCUGCUUUUACAAGUAGCAAAAUGCGCGCUAUGUUUUUUCUUAUGGACGAAUGUGCUAAACAAUUAAUCCAUUUCUUAAGUACGGAAAAUAAGGACGUAAUAAACGUGGAUUUGAAGGACCUUUUUACGAGAUAUGCAAACGAUGUCAUAGCCACUACAGCUUUUGGCAUUAAAUGCGACUCGUUCAAGUUUAAAAAUAACGAAGUUUUAUUAAGUGGAAAAAGGUUUGCCGAUUUCACCGGUUUAAAGAAGUUUAAAUUUAUGUUGUACGGGAAUCCAGUUCUUGCAAAGUUUCUCAAUGUUAAACUCGUCCCUGACCAAGUGGCAAACUUCUUUAGAACUAUCAUCGACGAAACGGUCAGAGUGCGAGAAGAGAAAAAAAUUACACGUCCGGACCUCAUUCACUUGAUGAUGUUAUCCCGCAAAGGGAAACUGAAAUUCGAAGAGUACAUAAAAUUACCUAAAGACGGUUUUGCAGCCGUUGAAGAGUCAGAAACUGGAAGAAAUGAGAAUAAUCCGAAAUACUUAACCAACGAAGAUAUAACAGCCCAAGUCUUGGUAUUUUUUCUUGGUGCUUACGACACAUCUUCUUCUACGAUAGCGUUUGCUGGGUACGAACUUGCUGUUAACCCUCUUAUCCAAAAGAAACUCAGACAGGAGUUAGGCAAAGCGCAUAAAGCGUGUGAUGGUAACAUCACAUACGAGAAGUUACUAGAACUAAAGUACCUGGACAUGGUAAUUUCUGAAACUUUACGAAAAUGGCCACAAGGUUCUAGACUGGAUCGCAAAUGCACAAAAGCGUUUGAAAUUCAACCAGAACGAGUUGGUGAACAAGUGGUAAAACUUAAAGAGGGUGAUUUUUGCUGGAUACCAGUUUAUGGUCUACAUAUGGACCCAAAUUAUUUUCCUAACCCCGAUGCUUUUGAUCCUGAAAGAUUUAAUGAUGAAAAUAUCGAAAAAAUUCAACCAUGUACAUAUUUGCCUUUUGGUAGUGGCCCAAGGAACUGCAUCGGAUCUAGAUUUGCUUUGUUGGAAACGAAAAUUGUUCUCUAUUAUCUUUUGUUAGAGUUUGAAUUUGUACCUACGGAGAAGACGCAAAUUCCAAUAAAAAUUAGAAAAGACAGCGCUUUACUGCUCCCAGAAAAAGGAUUUCACAUAGGGUUUAAACGCUCCAGAAUUUUCUAAAAU